CAUGGAGGAAAUCUUGCAAGAGUAUCCACGCUUCUUGGAUAUACCAACACUGCUUGAUACAGAGUUUGGUAAAAUGCAUCAAGGAAAGGGGGACCUGUUCCUAAGGCGGUGGGAGGCCAGCAUCAUGCCGAAGCUGAAAGCUGUUGCCGCCAGGGAGAAGGGUGAUGUUGCAUCUCUUGUUGAAGGGAUGGAAGACCAAACUGAUGGUAUUUUUGUUACAUUUAAUUUCUUCAAUUUUUCCACAAAAUUAUUUAAUAUGCUUAUGUUUACCUCUCUUCUUCCCCAACCACACCCACCCCGAUUCUUGUUUGCAGAUGAGAAGUGCUACAUUAUGUUGGUUGUCCUUACUCAUCUCCUUCCACCAGUUGCAGCAAGCCGCUGUAGCGUCAAGUCUGCGAUUACACAACUCGUUGAUUUUGUGCCGGCAGGAAGUACCAUUGCCUCCCUCUACAAUACAUCCCAGGAUCCAGCACAGAGCACACAGCCACAACUAGUCUGCAUUGGUCAUCUAAGGGGAGGGUCACAGCAGUAUGUCAUUGUGGGCAAGUCUGACAAGAUUGCUAUUCCCUUGGAUGAAGGCCUGGCAUGUGCUGUGGACAAGCUCUUCAAGCUCUACUGGGUAUGCAACCUGGCCUACCCAGCCCCGCUCAGCUCUGUGUUCUCAUUCGUCGAGUACAUUUACGACUUACCCAUGUCAACAAACAGGAGAGCAAAGGUAUUGGAGCUCAUUUCAAAAGUCAAGUCUAUUAAUUAGAUCCCACCAAAAUGUACAGUUGUCCAAAAUGUCCGUCAAGAUUCACACAGAUAAAGAAACUGAUGUGGCACCUUCGUGAAAUACAUGCAUUGUCAGAGGGAUUGGAGUUCACACUUACUUGCAGCCAAGAUGGUUGUCCAAGGACAUACCACAGCAUUAAUUCAUUUACCAAGCACCUUUCUAGAGAGCACCAGAUAGGAAGUACCACAGUUGCUGAACCUUCUCUUCAGACCUUCCCAACAUUUACUGACUCCACAGGGACCAUCGACACAACAACU
Perca flavescens (yellow perch) is the source of this 1032-nucleotide messenger RNA. RefSeq lists its product as uncharacterized. The record is from RefSeq and is a predicted model, not a curated record. Lineage: Eukaryota; Metazoa; Chordata; Actinopteri; Perciformes; Percidae. Bases 2 to 754 code for a protein of 250 amino acids. The transcript has 3 exons.